GAACUCGGGAACAGCAGAUGGAAGAGUGCACAGGGCGAGGCCUGGGGGAAGAAGGGCAGGGAACUUGCUUGCCCUCCAGGUGCACCACUGUCCCCACAUCGCCAUAUGUCACCAACCUGGAACUCUCCAAACUCCAUCCUUUUGGGGUUUUAUGGAGGCCUUAUCACAUAGACAGGAUUGAUGAAAUCGCUGGCCGUUGGCUGUUGAUUCAAUCUCCAGCCCCUCUUCCCUCUCCAGAGGCUGGGAGUUCUGGCAUCCUUGGAUGGGGCCCAAAAGUCACCUCCAUAACAUAAAGACACCUUUGUUGCUCUGUCACUUAGGAAAUUCAAGAAGUUUUGGAGCUCUGUGCCAGGACCAGUGUGGAUAAAGACAAAGAUCUACAUAUUUCUAAUUACAAAUCAGAACAUACCUCUGGAUACUCCCAACACUUCCGUUCCCUUCCCAGAAUGGUCAUUCCCUUAUUGUCCAUCACUAAUUUAGUGUGUCUUUCUUACUCGGUUCAUUGCCCCUCCCUGAGAAUGUUCAGCUCCGUGAUGCUUUUACUUUGUGGUGCCACAGCAGCAAACCGAAACUCAGAUCACCUUCGUGUCCCCACGAGUGUUCUGCUCCACUAGACCAGAAGCAUCGUCUCCCGUCAGCUAGUCCUGGACACUGUUCCUUCCCCCCUUCUCCCACCCAAAGGGCACUCGGAAGGUUUUGCAGGAAGGAGAACUGCAGGAGACUUGGGUGAAAACACUGACUGGGGUGCACGUGCCUCCAAGCCUAUGUCACCAAGGCUGACUCAGGUAUGUCUCGGGGACAGCUCCUGCACUGGCCCCCAAUCUGUGCCUCACGGGAAGGCGUCACUGUCACCCCAAUUUCACAGACGAGCACGCCGAGGCUCCAAGCACUUGUCUGAAACGCUACAACUGCACGUGGGUUCGUUUGGCCAGAUUUCGGGGGGACCUGGCGUGCUCGCGGCGGCACCGCCGCCCCGCUCGGACCGGAGGACACUCACGCCCCGCCUCCCACUGGGGGUGGCUGGGCCAGCUCCACCCUGGAACUGUCACCACACAGAGCGGAAUUGCAGAGCAGCUAGUACAGAUGCUCCCGUCCGCCGGCUUCUGGGCUUCCGCCAGGGGGCGCGACUUGGGGUGACGCUCCUUCCGGCCGGCUCUGCGCAGGCGUGCGAACCAGUGCCCCUAAAGGACGGUGGGCAGCGCGGCGUCCAGACAAGCCGCGAGCGACACAUGUUGAAGGGCCACAGCAAAGAACAGUUGCGCUCCACUAGCUCCAGUCAGAUGGCUGGGAACGUGUGUGGCUGUGGCCCAGCCCCGCAGGGCGACUCGCAGCUCAGUGCCGCGCUUGCCUUGCUGCCGGGGCACCGCCGUAUUUCCUAUCAUUUACUUCCUGUGAAGUCUGGGCGCCGCCAGGGCAAGCCAGGAAUAGGAUAAGGCCACUGAGCCGGUCGAGGCGGAAGUGGCUAAGAGCGCCGCCACUGCUGGCAGGGACCGGAAGUGGCCAGUAGAGGGCCGCCAUUGCGGGCAGAGGCUGGAAGUGGCUCUUCAGGCGCCGCCGUUACACGCUGGGCCGGAAGGAGAGGCAGGGCGCCGCCAUUGCCGGCAGGGGCGGAAGCAGAAGCAGGGCGCCGCCAUAACGGUUUGGCCCUUAAGGGAGUAGAGCCGCUCGUACGCUGUGCUACCGGAAAAAGAGAAGCAGAGAGGGUUAGGCUUAGCGCCGCCAUCACAACCUGACACCGGAAAAGGCGGGGCGCACCUCCCUGACUAUUUCUCCCAGGCACCGGCCUCGACAUGCAGGCGGCCCUGGAGGUCACUGCUCGCUACUGCAGCCGAGAGCUGGACCAGUAUGGCCAGUGUGUUGCGGCCAAGCCUGAGUCGUGGCAACGCGACUGUCACCACCUCAAGAUGAGUAUCGCUCAAUGCACGUCCUCCCAAUCCGCCAGGCCUGCGCCGAGCCCUUCGAGGCCUUCGAGGAGUGUCUGCGGCAGAACGAGGCGUCCACGGGCAAGUGUGCAGAGCAGACACAGCCACUGCCUGCCUCCUGAGGACACUUUGGACCGUAGGAAAAUGACGGGCGUGACUGCCACUUGGUGCCCCCAGCCUUGGAGAGUGGCCAGAUGUCCUGAGGGCUCUGGACUUGGGACUCACAAUAAAUAAAGACUCUGUAUCCCA
Rhinolophus ferrumequinum (greater horseshoe bat) is the source of this 2171-nucleotide messenger RNA. It is a transcript of the gene CHCHD5, whose product is annotated as coiled-coil-helix-coiled-coil-helix domain containing 5. Bases 1791 to 2156 code for a protein of 121 amino acids. NCBI's taxonomy places the organism in Eukaryota, Metazoa, Chordata, Mammalia, Chiroptera, Rhinolophidae. The record is from RefSeq and is a predicted model, not a curated record. The transcript has 4 exons.